Messenger RNA from Trichoderma gamsii, 189 nucleotides. RefSeq lists its product as hypothetical. The transcript has 2 exons. Bases 1 to 189 code for a protein of 62 amino acids. NCBI's taxonomy places the organism in Eukaryota, Fungi, Ascomycota, Sordariomycetes, Hypocreales, Hypocreaceae. The record is from RefSeq and is a predicted model, not a curated record.
AUGGGCCGCACCGCAGCACUGCCUUUUGCACCACAUCGCCAGCAGCACGGUGCGGCCAAAACUGCCGGCCAUGUCCACAUUGGCGUCUUCCUUGGAGCCAAUCUUCAUCGUCAAUCAAGCGCAGAAUCUAUCCCACAAAGAGAGAGCCACGCCGUCCUUGGCCAGGCCACGCUUUGGAUUGUGCCCUGA